Neohortaea acidophila is the source of this 1173-nucleotide messenger RNA. RefSeq lists its product as uncharacterized. Lineage: Eukaryota; Fungi; Ascomycota; Dothideomycetes; Mycosphaerellales; Teratosphaeriaceae. The transcript has 4 exons. The coding region runs from base 1 to 1173 and encodes 390 amino acids. The record is from RefSeq and is a predicted model, not a curated record.
AUGUCGACCGCCGCCUCCCCAAACAACGCACAAUCGCCACAACCCUCCUCCCCUCCAUCAGUAGAGGAUGAAGCAAUCGCAAUCGUGUGCAAUCGCGCCUUUCACCAGUGUCUAUGGCUCCCGAAGACCCCAUCUCACGAUCGCCUUCGCGUAACGUUCGCAACCACGAGCAACUUCUCCGACUACACGCUGCCAGUAGCUCUGUACUGCGUGCCCAUGUUCGGCAGUCGCUAUGGGAGUCUCAAUUGGGAUCACACGGCCAAGAUCGCUGGGGUGAGGAUGAUUGCGGUGGACAGACCAGGCAUGGGCGGCUCGAGUCUAGUCCCUCUCAACCUGCGAGUCAAAGUGUGGAUUGAAACUGUCCCUGCCGUGCUGCAGGCUCUCGAUGUCAAGCAUAUCGAUCUGCUCUUCUCUCAUUCCGCGGGGACCAUCUAUGCUAUGAACACGAUGUACACGCUCCGCCAUCUUCUCCAUCCUCAACGGCCGUCCGUCGUCUUCUUCGCCCCAUGCGUCCAAGUCGAGCACUCACAGGCCACCCUCAUCCAAGUAGCGUCCAAGAUCCCCAACAGCAUAGUAGGAGGCUGGUCCCCCCUCAAUAAAUUCAUCCAACAAAGAAUCACCCCCAUGACAUCCUGGUCGGGCGGGAUCUUCACCACCCUCGCCGAAACCUUCCAAUCCACCCCCGGAACCGCCGACACCACCGACACCGCCACACCAGGCGAACGCCACGGCACGAGCGAAGCGGUCGGCGCCGCGAUCGACGAGCUCUCGACGCAGUGGUUCUUUGUAGAGGACACGACUGCAGGCACGGAGGAGGCGCGCAUGUGUUUGCGCAAGUGUGAGGCGGGGGCGUGGGGCGUUUGCGAGGACUACGCGCAGUUUGUGCGGAUGUUUGGGGAGUUGGAACGCGGGCGGCGGGAGGCUGGUGGGAGUGAGGCGCGGGCGGUGGAGAGGGUGAAGGUUAAGGUUUUCUUUGCGGAGUCGGAUGUUAUGAUUGGGAAGAUUGGGAGGCGGUAUUUUGAGGAGUGUUGGCGGCAGAGGGGGGUGGAGGAGUGGGUUGAUGUCGAGACGGUUGAUUUAUCUGGGACGAAUCACGAUAGCUCGAUUGGGGAUUUGAAGAAAGGGGGUAUGAAGGGCAUGUUGGAGGAGUUGGGGAGGAAGGCGAGGGAGUAA